GCCAUUCCCAUUGCAAUCAGCCCCCACCUUCUUCCCAGCGGGAGGGACCGGAGCGAAUUAGUUCUGCCUCAAAUGACGUCGCCGUGCGCCUCGUGUCACGCCUGACCAUGAGCCAAACCCUCUCCUAGGCCAGCCCCCCCGGGACCUGCGUGGGAGCAGGAAACCCCACACUCAAUUUGGCCUCCUCCUCGGUGGACGACCUGUACAAAGGCUGCGAGUAUGCCAUGAGGCAACAUCUCCUGUCCCUGAUCACUAAGGAGCUGACCAAGAACAAGAUCUUCUACCUGGCUUGGGACAAGGCCAAGAAGGAGUGGAUGAGGAAGACAAAUACGUACACCUUCCCCAACACAAUGAAAGCUUUCUGCAGCGUCGCCGUGGUGGCCUACACCUUAAACAACCCGCCUCUGUACAGGGACUUCAACGCGGCCACCCGGACGGGCUGGAUGGGACCCAGCGCCUACGCCAGGUACCCCUUCAAGGCCUUGCAUUUCCUGCUGACCCAGGCGCCCAAAGAGAUAUGGGGGAGAAAGCCCACUUGUGCCACCGUCUACAGAGGAACCAACGAAAAAUUCGACGUCAAGGACUUGUUCCGCUUCGGCCAGUUCACCUCCACCUCAACGAGCUCGAAGAAGGCGGGCAAUUUCGGCCACAGGACCUUCUUCGUCCUGGUUUCCUGCACGGGGUACGGGGUUCAAGGCCUGUCCUACUUCCCUUAUGAACAAGAGGUGCUGGUGCCGCCUUCCGAGAUGUUCCGGGUCACCAGGAUCCAGGGCACCUUGACGAGCGAGACUGUCCACGCCACGUCGGUGGGGGUCUGCAGCAACCACAACUGUGCCUACACAGGGAGAGGAGACCCCAAUGUGAAGAAAUGCCCUCGUCACCAAGUGCUGCAUUUGUGAGGCACCGGAGCGAGGAGGGGAGGCCGCCUUUGGCCAGGAGCUGCAG
Molecule: messenger RNA, 945 nt
Organism: Mauremys reevesii (Reeves's turtle)
Lineage: Eukaryota; Metazoa; Chordata; Testudines; Geoemydidae
Product: NAD(P)(+)--arginine ADP-ribosyltransferase 2-like
Exons: 3
Coding region: 225-899 (224 amino acids)
Molecular function (GO): NAD+-protein-arginine ADP-ribosyltransferase activity; NAD+ poly-ADP-ribosyltransferase activity
Source: RefSeq, a predicted model, not a curated record